AGUUCCAAAUCCUGUCCAGAAGAGUGGAAGCUGUUAGCUGCAAAGGGGUCAAGCUCCAUAUUAAUCUCAGUGUAUUUAUCAUGUAGUGUCAUUAAAAUCCCUGUUAGUAAUGAUCAGGUGUCCCAAUACUUUUGUCUAUAUGGUGUCUAUAGGAAAUAGCACGGUGUGUUGUUUUAAACUCAUUUGUUUUGAGAGUGUAUGAACGCACUUCUUUCCACCGUUACAUUUGUGAAUCAGUUUCCUACCAAAGGAGCCGACUCAAAGAGUCGACUCAGUCCGGAACGACACAUCCCUCAUAAUGAAUCCUUCCAAAGUGAAAGUGAUUCUCUCUCCGCCUCGACUCCAUUUUGCAAAAGUUACAAAUCUCCAGGCAGAAUCGGGGAUAUUAAUGUCACAGAACAAGGACUGCUGACUAAAGGAGUGUGAUCCAUUCCAGCAGAAGAGAUCAGACUCUUCAGGACUCAGCUGUGUGUUUGUGCAAACUUUACUAAUAUUCAGAGAUGAAGACUCCUGAUCUAGACACAGAUAAUGUUUCCCCACCAUCAAACAACUGUAAACUCCAGGGAAAGAGAUCAGAAUCAUCAGCACCCAGCUGUAUCUCCAUGAAGAGUGAUCAGUCUAUGGAUCUUCCUCUGAAGUUUAAAGAUGGAGACUCCUCACUUCUACACAGGUUUCCUUCAGGUUCUCCGGUUUCCUCCCACCUCCCAAACACAUGCCAUGUUCUACAGAAGGCAGGAGACAGAAGAGAAAUGAUCACCACAGAUACAGGGCAUGACCCAGAAUCUGUGGCUGUAAAUGAACUCCAGAAAAAGUUCAAAUUAAAUCUGAUGGAGAAGUUUCAGUGUUUGAAUGGAGUGAUAAUAAACCUGGGAACCCAAACCCUCCUGAAUGAGAUCUACACAGAGCUCUACAUCACAGAGGGAGACAGUGGAGAAGUCAAUAAUGAACAUGAGGUGAGGCAGAUCGAGGCAGCAUCCAGGAGAACAACAACAGAGGAAACACCAAUCAAAUACAACGACAUCUUUAAGCCUUUAUCUGAACAAGACGAACCCAUCAGAACUGUUCUGACAAAGGGAGUCGCUGGCAUCGGAAAAACAGUCUCUGUGCAGAAGUUCAUUCUGGACUGGGCUGAAGGGAAAGAAAAUCAGGACAUCCACCUCAUAUUUCCAGUUCCUUUCAGAGAGCUGAAUCUGAUGAAGGACCAGAAACUGAGUCUGAUGGAGCUCCUUCAGUUCUGUUUUAAGGACACAAAAGAAACAGAAAUGUCCAGUUUGGAAAAGGUUCUGUUCAUUUUUGACGGAUUGGAUGAGUGUCGUUUUCCUCUAGAUUUCCAGAACACAGUGAGAGUGUGUGAUGUAACUGAAUCAGCAUCAGUGCAGGAGCUGCUGAUAAACCUGAUUAAAGGGAAUCUACUUCCCUCUGCUCUCAUCUGGAUCACCUCCCGACCAGCAGCAGCUGAUCAAAUCCCCUCUGAGUGUGUGCAUCGAGUCACAGAGGUACGAGGGUUCAAUGACCCACAGAAGGAGGAGUACUUCAGGAAGAGGAUCAGUGAUCAGAUCCUGGCCAAUAACAUCAUCACACACCUGAAGUCAUUAAGAAGCCUCUACAUCAUGUGCCACAUCCCGGUCUUCUGCUGGAUUUCAGCCACUGUUCUAGAGAGAAUGUUGGGUGAAGCAGAGAGUGGAGAGAUCCCCAAGACUCUGACUCAAAUGUACACACACUUCCUCAUCAUUCAGACAAACAUCAUAAGAGAAAAAUACACAAAGAAGCAGGAGAGUGAUGAAGAAAUGCUUCUUAAACUGGGAGAACUGGCUUUUCAGCAGCUGAUGAACGGGAACCUGAUCUUCUAUGAGGAAGACCUGAGAGAGUGUGGCAUUGAUGUGACAGAAGCAGCAGUGUACUCAGGUGUGUGUACACAGAUCUUCAGAGAGGAGUUUGGACUUCACCAGAGUAAAGUGUACUGCUUUGUUCAUCUGAGCGUUCAGGAGCACCUUGCAGCUCUGUAUGUGUUCCUGACCUUCAUGAAGAAGAAGAGAAAUGUUCUUGGUCAGUAUAAAGGCUUUAAAUGGCUGAUUAAAUUAAUUAUAAUUACAAUCUCAGAUGUACACAAGAGUGCUAUAGAUCAGGCUUUAGAAAGUCAGACUGGACAUCUGGAUCUUUUCCUUCGCUUUCUUCUGGGUCUCUCACUGGAGUCCAGUCAGAAACUCUUACAUUCUUUAGUAACACAGACAGGAAGUAGCUCCCAGAGCAUAGAGGAAACAGUUCAGUACAUUAAGAAGAAGAUCAGUGAAGACCUUCCUACAGAGAAAUCCAUCAAUCUGUUCCACUGUCUGAAUGAACUGGGUGAUAAUUCUCUAGUGGAGGAAAUCCAGCACUACCUGAAAUCUGGAAAACAAAGUGAACUCUCUUCUUCACAGUGGUCUGCUCUGGUGUUUGUGUUACUGACCUCAGCACAGGAGCUGGAAGAGUUUGACCUGAGUAAAUAUUUCAGUACAGAUAAGAUAACAGAAACUGUUGUUGUGAAGAUGAUGCCUGUGAUCACAGCCUCCAGAAAAGCAAUGUUGUGUGAGUGUGGUAUCUCAGAUGAAGGCUGUGCUGCUCUGACUUCAGCUCUGAGAUCAAACCCCUCACACAUGAGAUACCUGGAUCUGUCUGAUAAUAAUCUAGGAGACUCAGGAGUGAAGAGUCUCUCUGCUGUACUGGAGAAUCCUCACUGUAAACUGGAGAAACUGUGGUUGUAUAAGUGUGGUGUAUCAGAUGAAGGCUGUGCUGCUCUGACUUCAGCUCUGAGAUCAAACCCCUCACACCUGAGAGACCUGGAUCUGUCCUGGAAUAAACUAGGAGACUCAGGAGUGAAGAGUCUCUCUGCUGUACUGGAGAAUCCUCACUGCAAACUGGAGAUACUGGGGUUGAGUGAGUGUGGUAUCUCAGAUGAAGGCUGUGCUGCUCUGACUUCAGCUCUGAGAUCAAACCCCUCACACCUGAGAGACCUGAAUCUGACCAAUAAUAAACUAUCAGACUCAGGAGUGAAGAGUGUCUCUGCUGUACUGGAGAAUCCUCACUGUAAACUGGAGACACUGUGGUUGUGUGAGUGUGGUAUCUCAGAUGAAGGCUGUGCUGCUCUGACUUCAGCUCUGAGAUCAAACCCCUCACACCUGAGAGAACUGAAUCUGUCUGAGAAUAAUCUAGGAGACUCAGGAGUGAAGAGUCUCUCUGCUGUACUGGAGAAUCCUCACUUUAAACUGGAGACACUGAGGUUGUGUGAGUGUGGUAUCUCAGAUGAAGGCUGUGCUGCUCUGACUUCAGCUCUGAGAUCAAACCCCUCACACCUGAGAGACCUGAAUCUGUCUGAUAAUAAUCUAGGAGACUCAGGAGUGAAGAGUCUCUCUGCUGUACUGGAGAAUCCUCACUGUAAACUGGAGAAACUGUGGUUGUGUAAGUGUGGUAUCUCAGAUGAAGGCUGUGCUGCUCUGACUUCAGCUCUGAGAUCAAACCCCUCACACCUGAGAGAACUGAAUCUGUCCUGGAAUAAACUAUCAGACUCAGGAGUGAAGAGUCUCUCUGCUGUACUGGAGAAUCCUCACUGUAAACUGGAGACACUGAGGUUGAGUGAGUGUGGUAUCUCAGAUGAAGGCUGUGCUGCUCUGACUUCAGCUCUGAGAUCAAACCCCUCACACCUGAGAGAACUGAAUCUGACCAGGAAUAAACUAUCAGACUCAGGAGUGAAGAGUCUCUCUGCUGUACUGGAGAAUCCUCACUGCAAACUGGAGAUACUGGGGUUGAGUGGUUGUGGUAUCUCAGAUGAAGGCUGUGCUGCUCUGACUUCAGCUCUGAGAUCAAACCCCUCACACCUGAGAGUCCUGGAACUGUCCAGGAAUAAACUAUCAGACUCAGGAGUGAAGAGUCUCUCUGCUGUACUGGAGAAUCCUCACUGUAAACUGGAGAUACUGUGUAUCAGCUGUGAUUCACUUGGAGAGAAAAGUUGGUCAGCUCUGGACUCAGCGCUCAGAUCAGAAAUCUCCAGUCCGAGAGAACUGCAUCUGACUGUGAAAACACUGGAUCUGUCCAAGAAUAAACUAGGAGACUCAGGAGUGAAGAGUCUCUCUGCUGGACUGGAGAAUCCUCACUGUAAAGUAGAGACACUGAGGUUGCGUGAGUGUGGUAUCUCAGAUGAAGGCUGUGCUGCUCUGACUUCAGCUCUGAGAUCAAACCCCUCACACCUGAGAGACCUGGAACUGUCCUGGAAUAAACUAUCAGACUCAGGAGUGAAGAGUCUCUCUGCUGUACUAGAGAAUCCUCACUGCAAACUGGAGAUACUGGGGUUGAGUGAGUGUGGUAUCUCAGAUGAAGGCUGUGCUGCUCUGACUUCAGCUCUGAGAUCAAACCCCUCACACCUGAGAGACCUGAAUCUGUCUGAUAAUAAUCUAGGAGACUCAGGAGUGAAGAGUCUCUUUGCUGUACUGGAGAAUCCUCACUGUAAACUGGAGACACUGUGGUUGCGUAAGUGUGGUAUCUCAGAUGAAGGCUGUGCUGCUCUGACUUCAGCUCUGAGAUCAAACCCCUCACACCUGAGAGUCCUGGAUCUGUCCUGGAAUAAACUAUCAGACUCAGGAGUGAAGAGUCUCUCUGCUGUACUGGAGAAUCCUCACUGUAAACUGGAGAUACUGGGGUUGUGUAAGUGUGGUAUCUCAGAUGAAGGCUGUGCUGCUCUGACUUCAGCUCUGAGAUCAAACCCCUCACUCCUGAUUAACCUGGAUCUGUCUGAUAAUAAUCUAGGAGCCUCAGGAGUGAAGAGUCUCUCUGCUGUACUGGAGAAUCCUCACUGUAAACUGGAGACACUGUGGUUGUGUAAGUGUGGUAUCUCAGAUGAAGGCUGUGCUGCUCUGACUUCAGCUCUGAGAUCAAACCCCUCACACCUGAGAUACCUGUAUCUGUCCAAGAAUAAACUAUCAGACUCAGGAGUGAAGAGUCUCUCUGCUGUACUGGAGAAUCCUCACUGUAAACUGGAGAUACUGGGGUUGUAUAAGUGUAGUAUCUCAGAUGAAGGCUGUGCUGCUCUGACUUCAGCUCUGAGAUCAAACCCCUCACUCCUGAGAGAACUGCAUCUCUCUGAUAAUAAAUUUGGAGACUCAGGAGUGAAGAGUCUCUCUGCUGUACUGGAGAAUCCUCACUGUAAACUGGAGAAACUGUGGUUGCGUGAGUCUGGUAUCUCAGAUGAAGGCUGUGCUGCUCUGACUGCAGCACUGAGAUCAAACCCCUCACACCUGAGAUACCUGAAUCUGUCCAAGAAUCAACUAGGAGACUCAGGAGUGAAGAGUCUCUCUGCUGUACUGGAGAAUCCUCACUGUAAACUGGAGAAACUGUGGUUGUGUAAGUGUGGUAUCUCAGAUGAAGGCUGUGCUGCUUUGAUUUCAGCUCUGAGAUCAAACCCCUCACACCUGAGAGACCUGAAUCUGUCUGAUAAUAAUCUAGGAGACUCAGGAAAGAAGCUGCUCUCUGCUCUAAAGGAUGAUGAACAUUACAAUCUAGAGACUGUGAUGAUGUAAUGAAUAUCUGUGUGUGAUGAAGACUCCAGUGUUCCUGCAUGUUGGGGAAUAGAGAAGAUGUUUAGAAACACAUCAGCCAUUUCAUUCAGCCUUCUGUUUUGUAAAAUUAAUAUUCUAACAUUUUUGUAGUAAAAUAAUGUUUGUUCUCCAAAAGAUAUAAACUAUAUAAAUAUAAAUCUUCAAAGAUAAAUGCAUUACUAACACAAUAUAUUGUUAGAGAAGUUAUUUCUGAAGAGAAACAUGUUUUUUUUUUAAUAAAUAAAAAUAAAUCACUCCAGCGUGCAGGGUUGUCAUCAUAACCCAACCUCACUGAGAUGAAACAACUCAGUCUGGAUCAGUCCACAUUGUACCCAGUGCAGGAUUUCAGAAUUGACCAUAACUGGGCAUAAUGUUAUGAUUAUGUUAUGGGGAUAAUUAUGUUUAUCUCAGUAAUUUUAGACUGCAACUUUAUGAGGAGACUUUACCUGGGAAUGAGUGAAUAUGAGCACAAACUCCUUCUUUCUGUUGUGUAUCAAUCUGUCUUUUUACCUGCUUCCCUCUCUCAUCUGUUUUAGUCAUGUCAGUAGUGGAAACAUUUACAUGUCUACAUUAAACUAUCAACUACCAA
Molecule: messenger RNA, 6153 nt
Organism: Hemibagrus wyckioides
Lineage: Eukaryota; Metazoa; Chordata; Actinopteri; Siluriformes; Bagridae
Product: NACHT, LRR and PYD domains-containing protein 12-like
Exons: 24
Coding region: 501-5546 (1681 amino acids)
Molecular function (GO): protein binding
Source: RefSeq, a predicted model, not a curated record